GCUUCAUCAGUGGUCAUCACCGACAACGUGAUAAACACGUUCAUUUGAUUUCAGUUUAAAAACUAUUUAAAAACAAUGGCUUUGAUCACCGCCAAGAAAUUGAAAAAGGCUCCAUCGCCCAGCGCAGACAGCUCGGAUAAUAACUCGGAUUCGGAUGAUAAUCGAAGCGUGGCAAGCGAAAAUGAGGGUAACGCCGGUUGGGCAGAUUCCAUUCUUAAAGUGUUAAAGACAACUAAACCCAAAACACUCAACAAAACUGUCCUGGCGCGUGCCAAGCAUAGUAUUGCAGCUGUCCGUCCAAAGAAUAGCAAUGGGGAUGCUAAGAAGCGUGAUUUUGGCUUUGAAAUAGAAAAGGCAGAUGUCAAGGAGGAAGACGAGGAGGUGGAUGUUAAACCAGAAACAUCUGCCCUGGAUGCACAACUCACCAAGCAACAGCGCAAAAAUGUGCCUUUACAGUUGCGUGUCAAACCCAGCUAUAUCGAUAUGGAGCGCGAGAGAACCUUGCGAAAGGUAGCCACGCGUGGAGUGGUCCAAUUUUUCAAUGCAGUGCGCAUACAGCAAAAGGAUCUGCAGCAACAGUUGGCCGAUGCUGGCCCCUUGGACAGUCGCCAGGAUGCAGUCCUUAAUAAUAUAAAUAAAAGAAAAUUUCUGGAUGUCCUGAUGAGUGGAAAACGAGCCAAAUCCACAGCCAUAGACAAUGCUGUUAAGAAGGAACAAGAAGAGGACUCCGACUCAGACGAUGGGGAGGACAAGCCGACAACCGCCCCAUCAACAUCAAGUGGCAAAAAGAAAUCCGAGUGGAAUGUCUUACGCGAAGAUUUCAUGACGAACAAAAAAAUCAAACAUUGGGACGAAGAAGAUGAUGCUGAGGAAAGCGGCGAAGAAGAUGUCAAUAAUGAUUCACACAGCGAUGAAGACGAGGACGAUUAGAAUUAAGUCUAUCAAUCUGUUGUACAAUAUAUUAAACAUUAGAUAUUUUUUUUA
Messenger RNA from Drosophila willistoni, 984 nucleotides. Its product is annotated as RRP15-like protein. The coding region runs from base 76 to 930 and encodes 284 amino acids. Gene Ontology annotation, biological process: maturation of LSU-rRNA; maturation of 5.8S rRNA. Gene Ontology annotation, cellular component: preribosome, large subunit precursor. The transcript has a single exon. Lineage: Eukaryota; Metazoa; Arthropoda; Insecta; Diptera; Drosophilidae. The record is from RefSeq and is a predicted model, not a curated record.